CAACCGAAGAAACAGGCUGAAGGCAAACUCUCCGGCGAUCACCACGGUUGCUCUCCGCCGCUCUCUGCGUCGCUCAUUCGACCUACACAGAGAUGAAAGACAGUAGAGAUGGAAGCGGGUCUGAAAGAGUUACAAAAUCUGCCACUGCUAACUCCAUUCCGCUCAUCCUGGACGUUGAAGACUUUAAGGGUGACUUUUCAUUUGAUGCAUUAUUCGGGAACUUGGUAAACGGUCUCCUGCCAUCAUUUCAAGAAGAAGAGGCAGAUUCAUCAGAUGUACAUGGCAACAUAAGUGGCAAUGAUCUUUUGCCAAAUGGGCAUAUGCGUGCUCCAUCUGAUGUAUCAAAAUUGUCACAAGGACUCUCCUCCCCUUUAUUUCCAGAAGUAGAUGCCCUAUUAUCUCUGUUCAAGGAUUCUUUUAGGGAGUUGGUUGAUCUUCGAAAACAGAUUGAUUCAAAACUUUACAAUCUAAAGAAGGAGGUAUCUGUUCAAGAUGCUAAGCAUCGCAAGACACUUGCUGAGCUGGAAAAAGGUGUAGAUGGCUUAUUUGACAGCUUUGCAAGGUUGGAUUCACGGAUUUCAAGUGUUGGACAGACUGCAGCAAAAAUAGGAGAUCAUUUGCAAAGUGCAGAUGCUCAGAGGGAAACUGCUAGUCAAACAAUAGAACUCAUAAAGUACUUGAUGGAAUUUAAUAGCAGCCCAGGUGACUUAAUGGAGCUUUCAUCUCUAUUUUCUGAUGACAGCCGUGUUGCUGAAGCAGCUUCAAUUGCACAGAAAUUGCGAUCAUUUGCUGAAGAAGAUAUUGGAAGACAAGGCAUAGCUGUACCAUCUGUCAUGGGAAAUGCAACUGCCAGCCGAGGAUUAGAAGUUGCAGUUGCUAAUCUUCAGGAAUACUGCAAUGAACUGGAGAAUAGACUGUUAUCUCGAUUUGAUGCUGCAUCUCAGAGAAGAGAAUUGUCUACCAUGGCAGAAUGUGCUAAAAUUCUAUCUCAGUUUAACAGGGGCACAAGUGCCAUGCAACAUUAUGUGGCAACCCGUCCAAUGUUCAUUGAUGUGGAAAUCAUGAAUGCAGACACCAGAUUGGUUCUUGGAGACCAGGGUUCACAAGCUAGUCCCAACAAUGUUGCACGUGGACUUUCUUCCCUGUACAAAGAAAUCACAGAUACUGUACGCAAAGAAGCAGCUACAAUUAUGGCUGUAUUUCCUUCUCCUAAUGAUGUUAUGUCAAUUUUAGUUCAGCGAGUUUUAGAGCAGCGAAUUACAGCCCUUCUGGACAAAUUACUAGUGAAGCCAUCUCUCCUGAAUCCACCUCCCUUGGAGGAAGGUGGACUUUUAUUAUAUCUAAGAAUGCUGGCCGUGGCAUAUGAGAAGACACAGGAACUUGCUAGAGACCUACGAGCUGUUGGGUGUGGUGAUUUGGAUGUUGAAGGCCUUUCAGAGUCUCUCUUUUCUACUCACAAGGAUGAAUAUCCUGAACAUGAGCGGGCCUCACUUAGACAACUAUAUCAAGCAAAGAUGGAAGAACUACGAGCUGAAAACCAGCAGCUUUCUGAGUCAUCUGGGACAAUUGGGCGCUCUAAAGGUGCUUCAGUAGCAUCUUCCCCUCAGCAGAUAUCUGUGACAGUUGUUACAGAGUUUGUUCGCUGGAAUGAAGAAGCUAUAUCUAGAUGCACUUUGUUUUCAUCUCAACCUGCAACCCUUGCAGCCAAUGUAAAAGCAGUGUUCAAUUGCCUCCUAGACCAAGUCAGCCAAUAUAUAACUGAUGGGCUUGAAAGAGCUCGAGAUAGCCUGACAGAAGCUGCAGCCUUGAGGGAAAGGUUUGUGCUGGGCACUAACCUUUCUCGAAGAGUUGCUGCUGCAGCUGCUUCUGCUGCGGAAGCUGCUGCUGCUGCUGGUGAAAGCAGUUUCAGAUCUUUCAUGGUUGCUGUACAACGCUGUGGCAGUAGUGUGGCUAUAGUGCAGCAAUACUUCGCAAAUUCCAUAUCUAGGCUCUUACUACCUGUUGAUGGUGCUCAUGCUGCUUCAUGUGAAGAAAUGGCAACUGCAAUGAGGAGUGCAGAGUCAGCUGCAUAUAAAGGGCUUCAACAAUGCAUUGAAACUGUGAUGGCUGAGGUAGAACGGCUACUGUCAGCUGAACAGAAGGCAACAGAUUACAGGUCACCUGAUGAUGGAAUUGUUCCUGAUCAUCGUCCAACAACUGCCUGCACAAGAGUUGUUGCUUAUCUUUCUCGUGUGCUAGAUGCUGCAUUCACUGCACUAGAGGGUCUCAACAAACAAGCAUUCCUGACAGAACUGGGAAAUCGCUUACACAAAGGGCUGAUUAACCAUUGGCAAAAGUUCACUUUUAAUCCUAGUGGAGGACUACGCCUGAAGCGUGACAUAACUGAGUAUGGAGAAUUUGUUCGCAGUUUUAAUGCCCCUUCUGUCGAUGAGAAAUUUGAACAACUUGGCAUCCUGGCCAACGUAUUUAUUGUUGCACCGGAAAGCCUCUCAACGUUGUUUGAAGGCACCCCCAGCAUCCGGAGAGAUGCACAGAGAUUUAUUCAGCUUAGAGAUGACUACAAGAGCGCAAAACUUGCAUCGAGGCUCAGCUCGUUAUGGUCUAGUUAAAGUUAAUGUAGAAGUGAUAUUUGGACACCUGUAAGGUUUCAUGAACACCUACUUUGAGCAGUUAACCCAGUUGCCUAGUUUUGAUGGCACCAAAACCAGGUGAAGAGCUUUCGGGGUUUAAAUUCACGGCAGAGCUAGGCUCAUUGUCUAACAGAAGCAACUACAUUAGAGUUUGCAUUCUAAAUUCGAUUUUUCAUGCUUCUCUUUUUCAUCAUUUUUAAAUGUACAUUUCUGGAGAUAUGGAUUGGAGAGGAUACAGUAGAUUGAUGUUUUGAGGAUUUGAUUUUAUAUGCUUAGGUGCUCAAUUUUCGCUGUGGACCAUUUUAGGUUCUUGCUUCUUUGUAAAUUAUCAGUCACUAUAAUUACUGGUAUUGGUAGGUGAUUCCGUCUUGUUUGUUGCUAGAGAAUUUUCAGCAUGAUUGCAUUUUCCUCUUUCAGGGUUUUUUUUUUAAAAAAAAAAAAAAAAAUCAAAUUGCUAU
Molecule: messenger RNA, 3088 nt
Organism: Rubroshorea leprosula
Lineage: Eukaryota; Viridiplantae; Streptophyta; Magnoliopsida; Malvales; Dipterocarpaceae
Source: the annotation of a GenBank genome assembly